Molecule: messenger RNA, 981 nt
Organism: Echinostoma caproni
Lineage: Eukaryota; Metazoa; Platyhelminthes; Trematoda; Plagiorchiida; Echinostomatidae
Source: the annotation of a GenBank genome assembly
AUGAGCGGUGCAACUCGGCCACUCUUAUUGAAAUGCAAAUUUCAUACUGGUCAGUGUAUCUUGGACAACUUGACUAGUGAAUCAACUGUUAACGAUCUGUUAUCAUCUGUCAGUUCGGCGGUCAAAAUCAAUCGUUCUGAAAUCGCCUUAUUUUAUGGCUAUCCUCCUAAGCCCCUAAUUCUUUCGGAUGAAAAUCUGGGGCAGCGUCUCAGUCAAAUACCGCUAAUCUCAGGAGACACUUUGACCGUGGAUGUUAACAAAUCCUCAGUGCUUUCGUCUCACCAUCCGACACCAUCCGGUCGUGUCAUACCGAUUCAGCGAAUUGAACAACCUGCACCCAAAGUAGUGGAUGAAUCCUUGCGCACCCAGAGACCACAUUUACUUCGACUGUCAGCACCGUCUGACAAUUCGUGUCUGUUCACGAGCGUUUUGUUUUGUGUUGAUAAUGCAGACGGCCACCAACCUAUCGGAGCGCAAGUGGUGACUAACAAGGCGGCGGUAGCCCAAAUGCGGGAGCUAAUUGCCAGUAUUGUCAAAAGUGAUCCAGAAAGGUAUUCUGAAGCCUUCCUUGGUAUGCCUAACGAAGUUUAUUCCCAUCAAAUACAAGAACCGGAUCGAUGGGGAGGUGGAAUUGAAGUGGCCAUUCUGUCGCAACUUCACGAACUAGAAAUCUGUCUGGUCGAUAUUCAGUCCUGUCGCAUUGACCGUUUUGGAGAGGAUAAACGUUAUAGUCAACGUAUCCUAUUAAUGUAUGAUGGUAUCCACUACGACCCCAUGGCUAUGGCUCGGCCGGAUAUUAAUCGAUUGAUCACCGUCUUUUCCACUAAGAAUGAUGAGGUAUGUGUCCAGAUGGUGUUUUGCGUUUUGGAAUUGAGCUUUCUUAUGCAUGAUUUUAUGGACACUGAAUGUCGAUACUUCACGGUGUGGUUCAUUAUCGAAAUACGUGUGCAUUUUACUUACCCACAUAGAAGCCUGAAUUGA